AUGGGAGCGCUUGGGGGCGGGGCGGGGCGGGGCGGCGCGCGGUACAGUAGGUCUGUGUGCUGCGAUUGCAUAACCGCCGGCGGGGGCAGGGGGCGGCGCGGGGGGUGCCCGCGCUUACGUAACCGGCGCGGCGGCAGCGCGCUGGGGGGCGCUCGCCCAGCGCAGCCUCCGCCCGCUGNGGGCCCGAGCGCCGCCUCCUCGCCCCGCGCCGCCGCCUCGGCUCCCGCCGCGGUGCCGGAGUGCGCGGCGUUACGGGGGUGUGUCUGCGCGGCGUGCGGAAACCGAGCCCUCACACCCGCCGUCUCCACGCCAUCGAACAAGGACGCGGGAGCCGCGCUCCCGAGGCGCGUACCCGCCGCCUCGCCACGCACACGGGCGGUCCGCCGGCGGAUCGCGCUGCGGCCGCUGUCACUCGCGGAAAGCAGUGGUGAUAAUCGUAAAAGGACGAGGAGGAGAGGAAUGGCAAGGGGAAAGGAGCCCGCUGGCGGCCUUGCCGGGGCGCCGCUGGCCCUGGGCUCCGCGGGCGCCGAGGUUUGUCCGCCGGCCUUCGUGGCCGUCAAGGCUGAAGGAUUUCGGUGGCGUUGCCUCAUCUCCGCCCUCGCCUGUGAGCUGGCAGCGCUGAAGUGCUGCGCAGAAGCGGGGACGCACUUGGCAGAAGCUCGGUCGCGCUGGCCCUGCCGCGGCGAUCCCCGCCGAGAGCCCCCGUCCCCGCGGGCCGAGCCUUGCCUCCCAGGGAGCCGAGGUGCCGUGGAGAGCCUGGCGCUGGUUUGUCCCCUGCUCAGCCUCCGUUUUAGAAAGUGACACAUGGCCAGCAAGAAAUCCAGUUGUCAUCCCAGAAUGGGCUUGAAUGCACACGUUUGAUUAGGUGUGAGAUACGUAUCUUACUCUUAUCCUCACAGAAGCAUAUGCAGCCUUGUUAAAGGUAACGGACUAUGGAACCCACUGUGACAGAAAUGGGGAUUCAAAAGCAGCUCGAGUCCGAGAGAUCAACCACUGCCUCCACCUGGAGGCUGCACAAUCAGGUUUUUGUUUUUUUUUUCCCAUGCUUCCACUUGCCAGUGGAUAACAGCCAUGCAGAGACAGUUGGCAUCUACUGGAAAUGUCAGACAUGAGAUCCAGCAAUAAGCUUGAAGACCUGCUUGCUCAUAAAUAUUGGUGGCUUACUUAAGGUCUUAGGCACACUGAAGAACCUGUGUGAGGAAUCUUGUGUGGCACACAUUAUGUCCCACACAUAUUGUACCAAUCCAGUGCACUGAGUUCUCAGGACUGUCAAAAGCCAAAGUAAAUCGUGAAACUUCAGGCAGUUUUAAAAAUUAAAUGGUACAUAUUGUUUUCACAAUAAAUGAUUUCUUAUGGUUUCUUAUGAAUCCUGGGUAUACACUUUUAACAACUUCAAUUCUCUUAUCUAGAAGAGAAAAAAAAAAAACAGUAGUUGAAAUUUGCCUUCAUGACUCAGGUCCUUGAAAUUCUAGAAUUCUAGAAAGAAGUCUCCAAGGCAAAUAAUAUCCUUUCUAUGUGGGUGAACAGUCUUGGAAAUAAUAUUCCAGAUGGAGUUUGGUCACCUAUUUGCUUAUAUGUUUGUCACUAAUUAUAAUCAGCCAUAAAAACAGACCUGAUCUUUCUCCCAGAUUAGUAGCAAAGAUGUUUUCUAUAUUUUACUUUACUUCUGUUGGUGAAGGUCAGGAAAGUUGAAACCUUUUACAGCAAAAUCUGCUCUUACUCUCCAAAUCUUAC
Messenger RNA from Onychostruthus taczanowskii (white-rumped snowfinch), 1734 nucleotides. RefSeq lists its product as uncharacterized. Lineage: Eukaryota; Metazoa; Chordata; Aves; Passeriformes; Passeridae. The record is from RefSeq and is a predicted model, not a curated record. Bases 1 to 801 code for a protein of 266 amino acids. The transcript is spliced from 2 exons.